CUUCUACUAGUUAGACCGCCUUCACCUCGGGCCCCCAUCAAACGGCAAUUCUGUAUUUACCGCAAUUCAAGAUCGACUUGAGUUAAUCUCAAAUGGCCCCCCAAUUCCAAACACAUCGAAUCUACACACCCAACAACAUAGAAAAUUGAACACCACGGACACACAAAACACAGUUAUACACACACCAUGCCAUCAACGACCACAUCCCAAAACGGCUCUCAUCACGAAGCAUCUCCCUCACCACCGCCUCCCGCACCCGUCCCUCUCACACCCGGACCACGCGCGUCGCGUCUCGAAAAAGUAUACACCGAAGCCCUCUCCCGGACACUACGCGCGAACUCCUACGCCAAUUUCUCAGCAUGUUUCCCGACGCCUGCGAAAUAUGUGCCUGCGAGUUUGGAGUCCGUGUGGCGCCAAUUGAACGCGAAGCUGGAAGAGAGCGCCAAGGCGGAGUUUGAUGAGAUUAUGCGCGAGAAGGAUGCGGUUAGGGGGUUGAAUGAGUUGGAUAGAUUAGUGGGGGAGGCGAAGUUGAGGAUGGAGAAUGGGGAGGAAGGGAAUGUUGUUGGUCCGCAUACUCUUGGUGCAGAGGAGUUGUACAAGGCUCAUUUGGCGCCAUAUUUACGAGAUGCGCAAGAUGCGCUUAAUGAGAAAUUGGAAGCGACACAGGCGCAGAACGCGGAGCUAGCGGAGAAGAUUCGGCAGCAGAGGCUGGAGAUUGAGAGCCUGCUAUCUGGAUUGGAGGCCAUUGUGGCCGAUGUGGAGGGAGCUGCUACAGCUACGGCGCAGUAUAGCAAGGAGAAUAGUCUCCGCGAGGAAGUUGUCAGGAUGGAUGAGGAAGUUAGAGCUCGACAGGAUGUAUGAACGGCUACUACGGCAAUCCUACUCUACGCAUCGAUGUGAGUCUCGAGAGGAAC
Paecilomyces variotii is the source of this 914-nucleotide messenger RNA. Its product is annotated as MIND kinetochore complex component Nnf1. The transcript is spliced from 2 exons. NCBI's taxonomy places the organism in Eukaryota, Fungi, Ascomycota, Eurotiomycetes, Eurotiales, Thermoascaceae. Gene Ontology annotation, biological process: chromosome segregation. Gene Ontology annotation, cellular component: MIS12/MIND type complex. The record is from RefSeq and is a predicted model, not a curated record. Bases 187 to 861 code for a protein of 224 amino acids.